GAAUGAAGACUCUUGCAAAUAUUUUUCUGGGAUUUUUCAUCUUUGAGGGCAUUGUGGCUGCUCCUACCAUUGACACACUAACUUAUGACUCCGAUUUAUAUGGCAUAAUACUUGGAGAGUCAGAUAACCUAUUUGACCACAUUGAAAAUGAACAAUCUGCUCAGGCAGAGACAGAAGUUGGCACAAUAUUACCUUUUGUAACUCAAGACAGUUAUUCCUCUGCACCACUGACCGAAGAGCCUGAGGAGGAAGCAUCAACGCCAAAACUUAUCGAUGGUUCCUCACCACUGGGCUCUGGGGUUCUUGGGCCCCAAACACAUGAUGGCCUUCCAACUUGUCUUUUGUGUACAUGUCUGGGAACCACAGUCUACUGUGAUGAUCAUGAACUCGACGCUAUCCCCCCACUCCCCAAGAAAACCACCUAUUUCUACUCCCGUUACAACAGAAUAAAAAAGAUCAACAGAAAUGACUUUGCUAACCUAAACAAUUUAAAGAGGAUUGAUUUGACAGAAAACUUUAUAUCUGAGAUUGAUGAAGAUGCCUUCAGAAGAUUGCCUCAGCUUCAGGAGCUGGUGCUGCGUGAUAACAAAAUAAGGCAGCUCCCUGAGUUACCUGCCACCCUGACAUUCAUUGAUAUUAGUAACAACAGGCUGGGUCGCAAAGGAAUAAGGACUGAAGCAUUCAAAGAUAUGAUUGACCUACAGCAUCUUUACAUCACUGACAAUAACUUGGAUCACAUCCCACUCCCACUCCCUGAAAGUCUUCAAGCUCUUCAUCUUCAGAACAACAAUAUUCAAGAGAUGCAUGAAGAUACUUUCUGCAAAAUGAAAGAUGUUACUUAUGUCCGUAGGGCUCUAGAAGACAUCAGACUGGAUGGCAAUCCCAUCAAUUUGAGCAAGACCCCGUAUGCUUAUAUAUGUCUACCCCGUCUACCAAUUGGUAGUCUCAGCUAAGCUUAGACAGAGACCAAAACUCAUUUUCUAUGAUAUGCUCCACAAAAAUGAACAAGUCAUUGCUACAUAGAGCACAACACAUAAUUUUCAAAACUUAUUAAUUUGGAAAGCCGUGUUUAUUGAUAAUUAGAAUUGUAAAAGGUAAAUCCAUUGUCUAUUGAACAAUAUAAUGUACAAUACUAUAAACAAUAUAUUAAUUAUAAGAAUGCUUUGAAUAUAUAGAUAGCAACUAUCAGGAGAAGGGACCUGAAAAUUUGUAGAUUUGAUAUUGGAACAGGCAGCUGUAGUGGGGGAGCUCUAAAGCUAGGUAAUUUUAUAUGAAUUAAAAUGAAUUAUUUACACAAUAAGAACAAAUAUAUACUUGUACAUAAAUGUCCACAUCUUUUUUUUAUUUAAUUGGAUAUUAUACAAACCUUUGUUU
This is a messenger RNA of Gavialis gangeticus (Gharial), 1374 nucleotides long. RefSeq names its product epiphycan (gene EPYC). The coding region runs from base 3 to 953 and encodes 316 amino acids. Gene Ontology annotation, molecular function: protein binding. NCBI's taxonomy places the organism in Eukaryota, Metazoa, Chordata, Crocodylia, Gavialidae. The transcript is spliced from 6 exons. The record is from RefSeq and is a predicted model, not a curated record.